Molecule: messenger RNA, 405 nt
Organism: Echinococcus granulosus
Lineage: Eukaryota; Metazoa; Platyhelminthes; Cestoda; Cyclophyllidea; Taeniidae
Product: Histone H2A
Exons: 1
Coding region: 1-405 (134 amino acids)
Cellular component (GO): nucleosome
Molecular function (GO): protein heterodimerization activity; DNA binding; structural constituent of chromatin
Source: RefSeq, a predicted model, not a curated record
AUGUCUGGCCGUGGAAAAGGGAAGAAAUCCGGUGCAAAGAAUCAUAAGUCCCGUUCUAUAAGGGCUGGUCUUCAAUUCCCUGUUGGCAGGGUUCAUCGGCUCCUUCGAAAGGGGAACUAUGCGGAACGCGUUGGUGCUGGCGCUCCUGUCUAUUUGGCUGCCGUGAUGGAGUACCUUGCUGCUGAGGUGCUCGAACUUGCCGGCAACGCGGCACGGGAUAAUAAAAAGACUCGAAUUGUUCCACGUCAUCUUCAGCUAGCCAUCAGAAAUGACGAGGAGCUUAACAAGCUGCUUAGUAGUGUAACCAUUGCUCAGGGUGGCGUUCUGCCAAAUAUUCAAAGCGUCCUGCUUCCCAAAAAGACCAGCUCGGAUGAUGCAAAGAAAACUCAGUCUCAAGAGUUUUAG